AUGGCCAGCGCCGCUGCCCGGUCCCCAGCUGACCAGGACAGGUUCAUUUGCAUCUACCCCACUUAUCUGAAUAACAAGAAGACCCUCGCGGAGGGGCGGUGCAUCCCCGUCAACAAGGCUGUUGAAAAUCCAGCAGCUUCAGAGAUUCAAGAUGUGUGCUUAGCAGUUGGAUUUAAUGCAUCUCUUGAGAAAAAUAAAAUGUGCUCUGGAGAAUGGAAUCGUGAUGCUCUGUACAGGGGCGGAGUCCGGGUUCAGCUGAAACAAGAAGAUGGCAGCCUCUGUUUGGUACAGUUUCCAUCACGUAAGUCGGUAAUGUUGUAUGCAGCCGAAAUGAUACCGAAGCUAAAAACAAGGACACGAAAAACAGGUGGGGCUGACCAGAGUCUUCAGCAAGGAGAAGGAAGUAAAAAAGGAAAAGGCAAGAAGAAGAAAUGAUCUGGGGUGAGCAUCAAGUCUGUGGUACUCCGGUAGGACACAGGAAUGGAGGCCUCCCUUGUCUACCUGAGAGAAACUGAAGAAACCUGUUUGCAUCUGGAAGGAACUGUGACUUUUUGUGCCUCCCAGCUACCGCAUCCAAGUUGACAGUGAAAUAAAUACACUCGAAC
Molecule: messenger RNA, 605 nt
Organism: Echinops telfairi (small Madagascar hedgehog)
Lineage: Eukaryota; Metazoa; Chordata; Mammalia; Afrosoricida; Tenrecidae
Product: signal recognition particle 19 kDa protein
Exons: 1
Coding region: 1-435 (144 amino acids)
Biological process (GO): SRP-dependent cotranslational protein targeting to membrane, signal sequence recognition; SRP-dependent cotranslational protein targeting to membrane
Cellular component (GO): signal recognition particle, endoplasmic reticulum targeting
Molecular function (GO): 7S RNA binding
Source: RefSeq, a predicted model, not a curated record